This is a messenger RNA of Eremomyces bilateralis CBS 781.70, 4347 nucleotides long. RefSeq lists its product as uncharacterized. Bases 116 to 4171 code for a protein of 1351 amino acids. The transcript has 3 exons. Gene Ontology annotation, molecular function: MAP kinase kinase activity; ATP binding. The record is from RefSeq and is a predicted model, not a curated record. Gene Ontology annotation, biological process: MAPK cascade; protein phosphorylation. NCBI's taxonomy places the organism in Eukaryota, Fungi, Ascomycota, Dothideomycetes, Eremomycetales, Eremomycetaceae.
AGCAUUUCCUUGGUCCAUUCUAGUCUUUUGAGAUCCGUCGUCCAAGUCCGUUUGUUUCCUUCAAGUCAUUUUCUAUGACCGGUCAGAAAUCUUGACCGACCCCAUACGGUCUCCCAUGAUGGAUCGAUUCUCUUCAGAGCAGCUUGAAUAUUUUCAAGAUGGGCAAAACGAUAUCGAUGGCAAUCAACAGCAAGGCCUUGUGGGACAGAACCUAAAUUCCUAUAUGCCGAAUUCGCCAUACCGGUUUGGGAUGCCUGGGUCCUCCGUUCCAAGUCAAAAUGCAUCUCCUUUCCUCUUUAGCCCCGGUCCUACCUACUCUGAGCAGUCUCAUGCGCAAAACCUUAGCAACGUACCUGCCCAACUCCGAGUUUCCACACCAUCUUCAACUUUCCCGCCCCUCUCUUAUCACCAGAGUCCUGCUAUAGGCUUGAUGCCUGGACUACCACGGACAGAUCUCAGUCCGGAUCAGUCAUGGUUUGGUGACCCGAAUCUGUUGUCCAUAUCAUCCUCGACUGGGCUGUCCGAUACCCUUUCUACCCCCGUUUCAGGACAAGGGACCGUAUCCACCUCUAACAAUAGUUCCCUACCACCCUUAAGCCUUCCCUUUCAAACAGAGCCAGUUAACAAACAGACACAACCGGGUCUGGGCCACGCAAUGAAACGACAUGCAACGGAAUCUCCAGCCGAGGGAAGGAAGAGACAAAAACACAACGUUUCCGAGCCAGAAAAUUCAGUUCACGGACAGAACAUGAAUAAGUGGAAGCAGCGAGGGCAUGGGCAGCGCGAAAACCGUCAGCAUGGUGUGCACAAUUCACAGCCUCCACCCGGAUUGGAGGGUUGGUUCGAGGAUAUGGUAAAGGCCAGUUGGAAAACCACAAAUAGGUCUCCCACCAGAGAAUGUUUGUCCGGCAUUGCGAAAAGCUUCAACCUGUCGCUCGAGAUGGUUGAAGUCUGGACUCACAAGCUCUGUAUGGACCAGUCUAUCCCCUCCGGCGUAGAUCCGACACUGUUAUCCGCUCAUACGCGGAACCUUAACUCUCCGAAUCGAAAGCGAGCGACCUCGGCCCCCAGCUCGCCAUUGUCGGGCGGCGUUGUGCUUGACCACGAGCUACGGACACGGCUCGAGAAAUAUGUCCUCGAUGCGCAGAGUAAAGAUUGCAAGAAAACAAGCAGAAACCCCGAUGGCAUGUUCCAUUGCACAUGGAACUGCGGCUACACCACCAACCGGACGGAUGACUGGCAAAAGCACGAGGAAAUCCGCCAACCCCAGAAAUUCUGGAUUUGUCAGUUUUGCUCGCGCGAGGAGGCAAAUAUCGCACAUAGGGAUGACAAGAUGGUGGAACAUCUAGUCGCAAAACACAAGGAAGACCUUUCCCCAGGCAAGCCCUUGGAUUCGAAAGGUCUGAAGGGACUUGCAAGGGAAAAGCUACCGACGAUGCACGUACUACAGUAUCGAGAAUCUUUCAUUCUGCGCUGUGGUUUCGGUGGCUAUAAGUUCAAGAGCUGGGACGACAGGAACAAGCAUCUCAUUGCCCAUUUCCGUGGAACAAUCGAGCCGUCCUCCGCGUUUCCUGCGAACUGGUUAAUGCCAUGGCCGGACUAUAUGUCAGACGGAUGCAAAAGACGUGAUGAUGCUUCGCCAACGAUGAGGAAAGGGAAGAACGCCGCCCCAUCCUGGGAAAAGGGAGACCCGGGAUACUCUAAUUCGCACAAUCGUACGACCAGCGAAGGCAACCCGGCCUUCCCCGCAAACUCCACUGAACACAACCAGCUUUCGUCCUGGGUUUCAGAAGACCUUAGCUUCAUGGACCUUGGAGGCACGAAACUGGAAAGUUCGACUGCCGGCCUUCGCAUUCUCGACCAAAACUUCAUCUCUCUUCGUACCAUUGCGAAACUUGGCACCGGCGUCACGGCCGAAGUAGACAAGGUUCGGGCUGAAGACGGAACGGAGUACGCGAGGAAGAUGGUGAAGAACCCUCGACGACGCCCGUCGAUAAUGCAAAGAUUGGUGCACGAAUCACAUAUCAUGCGGUCCAUGGCGCACGAAUCCCUCGUAACCUUCGUUGCUCUGGUUCAAGAAGGCGAGAGGCUGUAUCUUCUCAUGACUCCAGCCGCCGAACUGGAUCUGGAACAAUUCUUGAGAGGAGAGGAGUCCAGGGUUGCCCUGGAGUCAAGUUUGAUUGAUCUCUGCUCGUCUGCAGCGGAAGGCUUGUCCUACAUGCAUCGCCAUCAAGUAUACCACCGGGACCUCAAACCAGCGAAUAUUCUGGUUCACAAUCGGAAGCUGUUGCUCGCCGAUUUCGGUUUAUCUUAUCGAUCGAAGGAUGAGGUUAAAUCGUCCAUUCGCAACGCACCCUCCCCGAUGUAUGCCGCCCCCGAAGCCGCUCGAGGAUCUCCGCACGGAAUGCAGUCCGAUGUUUUUUCACUGGGAUGCGUCUUCCUCGAGGUUCUUGCCGUGCGCCUUGGUGAAUCUGUGGGCGACGUCCACGCGGCACUCGGCAUGUCCAAGGACACCGGUCGACGCGCAACAUAUCGUGAAAAGAUCGGAGAGAUUAUGGAUUGGAUCUCUAGCCGAUGCUCGCCCCAAGAGCUCGAUCGAAAAAUGUGCGACCUGGCUAGAGCUAUGAUGGAUCCGCUACCUCAACGCAGGCCAACCGCUACCCAGGUUCUCGAGACAUUGCACCAGCUCCAGGUUCCAGGCUUGCAUGGCGCUUUGGAGAACCAUCCUGGCCUUGUUUCAUCGCCAGUCAAUUCCGAGGAAACUGGAGCUGUCCAAAGUUUGGGGCCGUCAACCUGGUGGACAAUUAAGUUCCAAUUGCAGAACUAUUUCCUGGCUCUGAGCCAGAUUGUCCGGUUUGACUCACAUCGAAUCUCCCACGGCCCAGGCAAUCCGAUUGCAUUUGGAAACGAUACAAUGCAGUCAUACCCAGCACGAUUGUUAGACUUGAGCCAAUAUACUCCAGAGGAGGAGAGAGUUCGACUAGUUCUGGCUUCCAUGGUCAAACCGUCCGCGGCCUACGUGGCUUUGAGCCAUAUAUGGUCACCAUCGGACGAGAUCUGCACAACGCGUCAGUCGCUUGCACAGUUUGAGAGAGCAAUCCAUUGGAAUAUUCUUCCGUUGAAAGUUCAAGACGCAUUGCGAGCAACAGUCCGGAUGGGAUGGAGAUAUCUCUGGGUCGACACUCUCUGCAUUGUCCAAGAUGAUGAAAAAGAGCGGCAAGAAGCGGUGUUAAAGAUGUCGCGGAUUUACUCAAGCGCCAUAGCGGUCAUCAUCGCCAUAUCUGAGCUCGAUAGUCCCACUGGUGCAAACGACUCGGUUGCAACAUCCACGCUGUGGUCGCCAGCGAAAUCAAAACCCUUCACUUCGGGAUCCUUCACACUUGUCCACCGCUCUAAAGAGACAGCCAGGUAUUCAUUAUCGCAAGCUUCCAACCCGACCGCGUCUGUCUUAGAUAGAUUCACGGUCAACGUGCAAUCUGACCCGCAGAAUAGUUCAUCACGAUGGUGGAUGAUCCAGAAAACACCAAUAAUUAGGUCAAUACAAAGCACGUCUUGUGGUCCAUACCCCCAUAAGCCCUGCCGAGUCUGUAUCGGUCGCAGAGUCCGGCGCGCAACACGGCUUCUGCAGACUCUGGCGCGGCUUGUCGGGCAAACCAAAGGAGCUGCCCGAAGGACGCAUUUGCGGCAGAAAUCCAUCACCGGUGAAGCCAGCCCCGGCGCCCAAGUCCAACCAAGCCCACUGUACACCGAUGUCAUUGGCAUCGGCGGCGGCGACUGCGGCGGAUUCGACGACAGCUCUCUAUUCCCAACGCGCCGGGACUUCUCCGGCCUUGGUGUGAAUUCCGCAUACGGGGCAUACGUCAGCGCACCGAAUCCACUCCCUCCAUCCGAUGAAGAUGAAGGCUAUCUCAGCGCGUCGGAGCAUUGCUCCUUAAGCGAUCGCGACCUAAUGCGCGACCUAGACGAAGGCACGGAUUUGGGAGAGCUAGACAAUUUGGCGCCAGACGUGCAGGCCGAGCUUCGUGCGUGCAUCGGAAUUGGGAUGUAUACCAUGCCUGUGGCAACUGCGAGUGUCGAUCCGGAGCAUGUGAAAUGGUGGAAUCUGAAUGAUGUUAGCUCGUGGGUAUCGACGAUUGAAUCUUCGGUCUCGGACGUGUGUGACCUGAUUUAACCCUUUCCCACCUGUGGAUCCGUUCAUUUCGUUCAGAGGUGAAGGGGUUUUUUUUUAUUUGACUGAGCGUUCCCAGCCGAGAUACCCGUCUGUUUUUCCUGAACAUGUUCUCUUAUAUGACGACAAUGCGGCAUUUCAUAGUCCCUGAAUAUAUCACUAGAAUCUAUAACCAUAUA